Molecule: messenger RNA, 531 nt
Organism: Triticum urartu
Lineage: Eukaryota; Viridiplantae; Streptophyta; Magnoliopsida; Poales; Poaceae
Source: RefSeq, a predicted model, not a curated record
CCCCAUCGCCAUUACAUUGCAGGCCAAGCUCAAUAGCAGCAACCACCACCAUUAGUCGCUCUUAGUUGUGAGUGCAACUAGGCUAGCUGAAGAAAGAUGGAGGUGCAGGCCGGCUCUCAUGCCGACUCCGCUGCGAGCAAGUUCACGCUGCCGGUGGACUCCGAGCACAAGGCCAAGUCCUUCAGGCUCUUCUCCUUCGCCAACCCUCACAUGCGCACCUUCCACCUCUCGUGGAUAUCAUUCUUCACCUGCUUCGUCUCCACCUUUGCCGCAGCGCCGUUGGUGCCGAUCAUCCGCGACAACCUCAACCUCGCCAAGGCAGACAUCGGCAAUGCCGGUGUCGCGUCUGUGUCUGGGUCCAUCUUCUCUAGGCUGGCCAUGGGCGCCAUCUGCGAUCUCCUUGGACCGCGGUACGGCUGCGCCUUCCUGGUCAUGCUCUCGGCGCCCACCGUCUUCUGCAUGUCCGUCAUCGAUGAUGCCUCGGGGUAUAUCGCCGUCCGCUUCCUCAUUGGCUUCUCACUCGCCACCUUC